GCGGAUGCUUUUCAUACCAACAACUUUUUAUUAUUGUGGUCGACAAAAAAGUACCCAAAAAUUUCAAUAACAAAGUAAUAGAAAGUAAUGUAGGUCUGAUUUAAACCAAAUUAAAUUGAACUAAUAUCGAUAAUCCAAAGAUAAAUUAGGAGGCUCUAUGAAAGUCUCGCUCAUAGAUAUAUACACAAAUAUGAUUAUGCAAUAUGGGAAUGCUGGUAUGUAUCUUUAUGCGUCCGGUGAGGAAAUCUAUAGUGUAGUUUAGUUGGCUUAAUCAGGUUAGCUAAGGUCCGUUGAUGAUUUGUUAUGUCUUGGAGAUGUUUUCGGGUUGCCUUUGUCCUCUAUGCCUUGUUUGUGAUGUUUAGUCAGAUCUGAAUCUGUUUUUGGUGCGCGGUGCAAAAAUAUGCCAGCUCUGUGUAGGAUGUGAAUUCUUCCUUCGGAUCUGGCGAGGCUGGUCUUACUGUCUUAGGCGUGAUAUUAGUGUUCAAAUAGUUUGACUCUGACUUUCAUCUCUUUCAUUCUCUUAUAUGUUCAAGGUUCCUUUGGUUUUAGUCUUUUGUUUCUCCUUUCACCUUUUUAGUGCUUGUUUCGGCCAUUUAGUUUAGUGAAUCGGGUUCAAGUGGUUUGUUCUUCUAAUGUUUUUCUGGAUUUAGUAGAAUUCUCAAUUUUGUUUGUUUGUCAAAAAUGAGAGAUUUCUCUCUAUCAUAUUUGAGAUAGAUAAAGAGAGACCAAUUAUUAUCUUCUGCAAUUUCUGAUUUUUCAGAUCUAAAUCAGUUAUAUAUUUUUUUGAUGAUCCUGGUAUCUGGAGCAUCGAGAGGAACUGACUAUCGCCAAUGAUCGUCCACCGGAGUUUAGCUGAGGCAUCCAGGAGGGCUGGUGAUCACCCCAUGUAAAUCCCACCAAUGGCCACACGUUAGAAGGCUUCUCCGUAUUGGGCCCGAAGAUCCCUCAAGAUAAUCACCUCACAGCGGCACUCGAAUCCAUGACUUCCCAGUUGAGUUUAACCACUGGACCACUAACGCGUGGUUUAAAUCAGAUAUAUUUUCCUGCAUGGUAGAUUGUUUUGUUGGAAUAUAUUUUUCCGUUUAUCGAAUUUUUUUUGGUUUAACAGAAUUAAGAUUUCCAUUUCUUAGAACUUUUCUUCUGGAUUUUGGGUGUCAUUUGGGUUUAGGUCGUAUCUUUUAAAAAAAUUGGGCCUAACCUCGUAUGUUUCGUUCGGUUAUUACUUAAGCAUAGUUCGGGUUCCGCUAAUAGUACUUUAGAUUUAAAUAAAAUUUGUAAUAUAUGUCAAAGCUUGUUAAUAACCAUACUAAUUUUGAAUUUGGACUUUAAAUUCUAUAGUGUUUAGAUAAUAUGUCAAAAUAAACAUAAAAUAACUUAUUUAGUUUUUAAAUACUUAUUUGUUGUAAUCGUAUCAAACUAACAUGAAAUUGAAUAUUUUGAUGUUUAGGUUUCUAAGGAUUUGAUUUUUCUGGAUUUUAAGUUUUCAGAAUAUUUAUUCUGGUUAAUAACACUUCAGGUUUAAAUACAUUUUACACCAUAUUCAUCUUCUUUUUUUUACAUCUCAAAUCAAAUACGUAUUAUUUAUUCUAUUCGUAUUUGAUUUGAAUCUCAGGUUUCAGCUUUCUCGCCCAAACCCAAAUCCAGUUCCGAGGAUAUUUUAGCUGGGCCGACAGGAGAUGUACAAGUUUUCAUGACGAAGCCCUACAAGAGUCCAGUUACCGUUUUCACGUCCUCGUCUGGACCAGCUUAUUCAUCUAAACCCUCUGAACGAACUAGAAGCUUCAAGACUAACUUGUUGAUUCUCUCAUUAUAAAAGAAACAGAAACCCUCUGACCGAACUAGAAGCUUCGGGACUAACUUGUUGUUUCUCUCACUAUAAAAGGAAAAAGAAAGUGGUGAAGAGAUGAUCUUCAUUCCCUCUCUCGCGAAUCACACAGUCUCUUUCAGAUCCUUAGGGGUUUGGAGAGAUCGUUAGGGGAAGCAAUGGAGAGGAGGAGUAAGGAGGAAGAGGAGCUAAACCUCUGUGAGGUGAAGAUAGUGAAUCUCGCCAAAGCUUGGGAGAAGUUUCAGUCUGAAGCUUCCGGUUUACUUGUUUUGUCUCUUCAGUGGAGAGACUUGGAGGAUCAUUUGAAGUCAGUGAAAGGCAACGUGGAGAAGAGGUUCGUUGAGUUGGAGAACAGAAGCGUUGAGAUUGACGAGAGGGAGAAAGUGGUUGAAGCGUGGGAGGUGAAAGCUGAUGGCUUUAGGAGGGAGGUUGAGGGGAAAGAAGAGGAGUUGAGUGGUCUUAGGAUGUUGGUUGAAGAGUGUAGGGUGGAGAAGAGGUUGAAGGAUAGUGAACUUGAUGAGGUUGUGGAAAGGUUGAGGAAGACUCAGGGUGAGAUUGGUUUGAAAGUGGAAGAGUUAGUACAGGUUAAGAUUGAUCUGGAGAGGCAUCGUGUUGAGAUGAGCUUAGAGAUGGAUAGGGCUGAAACUCGCAGGAGAGAAUUAGAUAAGGAGAUUGAGAGAAAGACGAGAGAUCUGACGUUAGUUCAGGAAAAGGUUGCGGAAAGUGAUAAGCUUCUUGAGACACGGUCCUUGGAACUUGCAAAGACUCAGGGUGAGCUUGAUUUGAAGGUGGAACAGUUAGGACAGGUUAAGAUUGAUUUUGCGAGGCAUCAGAAUGAGUUUACCGCAGAGAUGGAUAGGGCUGAAACCCGCAGGAGAGAGUUAGAUAAGGAGAUUGAGAGAAAGACAAGAGAUCUGACGUUAGUUCAGGACAAGGUUGUGGAAAGUGAUAAGCUUCUUGAGACACGGUCCUUGGAACUAACAAAGACUCUGUGUGAGCUUGAUUUGAAGGUGGAACAGUUAGGACAGGUUAAGAUUGAUUUUGCCGCUGAGAUGGAGCAUCUUAAGAGGAUUCAAACUCGCAAUAGAGAGUUAGAAGAGGGUAUAGAGAGGAAGAGGAGGGAUCUUGCAGAGGUUCUUGACAAAACUACAGAAUGUAAGAAGGUGCUUGAGACACGGUCCUUGGAACUUGUUUCUAAAGAGAAAGAGCUGCAAGAACUAAGUCUGGACCUUGACCUGAAGGAAGAGGUGGCCAAAUCACUAGACAACGAGAUGGAGGAGACUUGUCAAAAGACAGAAUCAAAAGCUAAGGAGCUGGAGGCCAUUGAAAGGAUGAUUAAUGAACGGAGUGGGCAUUGCGAAUCAAUAAAGCUGUUGAUUGAGGAACACACUGAAGAACUUGCUUUAAAAGAGAAGAGACACGAUGAGAUCAGAGAGGCUACUCUUAAACUAUCUGUGGAGAUUGCAUGUAAAGAGAAUACACUCACUAAGAGAAACAAACAAGUUGAGGAAGGAGAGAAGAAGAUACAAGAUUUGAACAACACCAGUGAGGAACUUAUCAGACAAGUUUUUUCAAUCAACGCGGCCAUAAGGGAAUGCACAUGCGAAUUAGAAGCUAAGAGGAAACAACGUGAUGAGGUUCAAAGCUCAAUCACAGACCUUACUGCUGUGCUGAAAUCUGCCGAGAAAAAGAUUCAAGAAAGCUUGGAAGACUUGAAAUCUACAGAGGAGAAGCAAGUCAAGUUAAAAGCAUCAUUGUCGGAACAUGAGAAAGGACUUGAGCUUAGAGCAAAGGAGCUUAUUGCUCGGGAGGAAAAGAUUAAUGAACAAGAUCAGAAAUUGCAACUCGCAAAACAGGAGUUGGCUAAAUGGGUCGAGGAUUAUGAGGUGAAAACAAAACAACUUGUUGCUCUUACAUCUCUGGAUAAACCGAUUGGGAACUCAAGGAAACGUGGGAGACAUGAUACUGAGUCACUGUCUCAGUCCUUCGAGCAUGUGCUAACAAGUUGCACAACCGGGCAAGAAAACACUUACAACUUCGAGAAGGAGAGAUCUCCGGACAAGUUUAAGAUUGAUCAAAUAUGGGCUGUUUAUAGUGAUAGUGAUAAGGGGAUGCCAAGAAAGUAUGCUCAGAUCAAGAAAAUCGACACAAGCCCUGAGUUCAAGCUGCAUGUAGCAACUCUAGUGCUGUAUCGCCCUCCUCCUCCAAAUCUGAUGACACAUCCUGUGUGCUGUGGCCGAUUCAAGUUGAAAAUCGGUAAAGCAGAAGUCCUUGAACCUAGCAGCUUCUCACAUGAGGUUAAAGCACUGAAGACUAGUGUAAAUAGAUUUGAGGUAUACCCAAGAAAAGGUGAGGUAUGGGCUUUGUACAAGAGCUGGAACAUUACAGACUGUGCUGAUGGGUCUGAAGAAGAAGAACUUCAGAUUGUUGAAAUAGUGGAAACAGACGAGCAGAGCAUACAAGCAAUGCUUUUGACUGCUAAAUUGUUUAACCAGGUUCUCUACGGAAGGUGUCUUGAGUCAAAGGCCCGUGUUUUAGAUAUUCCAAAGACGGAAGUGAACAGAUUCUCGCAUCAGAUUCCUGCGUUUAGACGUGACAGAAGGGCGGCUCAGUCUGGAGAUUGUGAAUGGUGGGAGCUUGACUCUAAAGCAGUUCUUGAUCUUAACUCAAAGAAUCCAUAAGUCUCUUUGUGUUUUGGUAACCGCAUAGAUCUGUCUAGUUUCUACAUAAGUAGUGGAAUGUGAUGAUAUACCGGUAAAGUUUAGGAAGCAACAGUUCGUAAAUUUUUAGCUGUUGGUAUGAAAAACUUAAAGCCUUUGUAUGUCUACUAAAAAUUAGAGUAGAGUGAUAGAAAUGAAGGUGAGACUGAACUGAUAAUCUAUUGUCAAAGGUGGAAUGGUGGAUGAGACCAAAAGGAUCUACUGCAAGAUGUUGAAAGCUGGUAUAAGUCCAGUUGCAGGCCCACAAUCCUAAAAGGAUACAUGAACUGUGGUGAAGUCAAGAAGUGAAUAUCGUUGUCCUAUGAGAAAAUGACGCAAAACUUUGUGGAAGUUGACAGGUUUGUUACCAGCUGUAGGCAAAGAACAAUAGUUUCUAAAACCAUUUUUCUUCAACAGCCAGUCUUGAAAUCGAGUCUAAACGUAGCUUAAAAUAUGAAAUAUGAACAGAGUUUAUUGAGAAAAAAUUAAGUUUAUUGUGAGUUUCUGGCGAACAUAUCAGUUAGAAGUUGUGACCCAUUGAACCAGCAACCAUCAGCUACAAGUUGUAGGUUUUUUUUUUUUUUGAACACCAACAAGUUGUAGGCUUGUACAACACAUAAAAUGAUCUUAGACAGAACUUUUAGCUUAAAAGCCCAAAAUUGUGGCCUAUUUAACUAGCAAUAGUUGACUACAAGUACAACAAUUAUUUUUAUUAUUUCUUACUGCUAUAAACUUAUCAAAGUAAAAAACUAGGCAUGGGCAUUCGGGGUCCCAAUCGGGUUUCGGUUUUGUCCAAUCGGGUCUCAGUUUUUCGGGUUUUUCAAAAUCAGCCCCAUUCGGAUUAUAUAAAAAUUUGGUUCGGGACCGGUUCGGGUUUUAUCGGGUUCGGAUCGGGGUUAGUAAAUCUUCAAAGAACCGGUACAACCCGGUGUACUUUCGGGUUUUGGGUUCCAACCGGUUCUUCGGUUUUAAAGUACUUGAUUUAUACCUAUUUUGUAACCAAAACAUAAGUAAAAUCGGUUCUCCGGGUUCAAAGUACUUGAUUUGCACCUAUUUUGUAACCAAAACAUAAGUAAAAUCGAUU
Brassica rapa (field mustard) is the source of this 5608-nucleotide messenger RNA. RefSeq names its product CAP-Gly domain-containing linker protein 1-like. NCBI's taxonomy places the organism in Eukaryota, Viridiplantae, Streptophyta, Magnoliopsida, Brassicales, Brassicaceae. The record is from RefSeq and is a predicted model, not a curated record.